Rhinocladiella mackenziei CBS 650.93 is the source of this 585-nucleotide messenger RNA. RefSeq lists its product as uncharacterized. Lineage: Eukaryota; Fungi; Ascomycota; Eurotiomycetes; Chaetothyriales; Herpotrichiellaceae. The transcript has 2 exons. The coding region runs from base 1 to 585 and encodes 194 amino acids. The record is from RefSeq and is a predicted model, not a curated record.
AUGGCCCAUGGAGUAGACGAUGUCGUUGACUAUGACCCUUUGCCCGUACGACACCCCUCAUCGGAUCCAGUCUAUGGCCUAUCCGGGAAUGACAUUGUUUGGACGUGCCUUUCUGGGUAUCUUCUUGUCGAGAAGAGCUCUUGUACCGUUCAAAACCGAACCGGGUGGACCUGGGGCUGGGGGUUUGAUGUCCACAACCAAGAAUCAGGGAAGAAGUUCUGGCUCUGCAAGAUCUGCCACAUUCGCAAGAAACAAAACACCAUAUUUGCUACGGAAGGGACGUGGAAUCAGCAGAAGCAUAUUAUCCGAGUUCAUCACCAUGACAAGGACGGCUCUAUUACACGGAAAAGCAAGCGGCUAACUAUAUUAGACAUAUAUAAGUUUGACGCUAACAGAGUAUCGGAACAGCGAGCUCUAAACGGGGUCGUCUCGUCUUUUUCGGCCGAACGAUUCCGGGAACUGCUUCUAGCAUGGGCUGUUCACGAUGGCAUUGAGUUCCGAAAGCUAGAGAGCAAGCAUUUCAAGGCUAUGUUGGGUUACGCGCACGCAGCAACCACUCUGCCGGGUGUUGUGUCAGCAUUGUAG